Molecule: messenger RNA, 590 nt
Organism: Leptinotarsa decemlineata (Colorado potato beetle)
Lineage: Eukaryota; Metazoa; Arthropoda; Insecta; Coleoptera; Chrysomelidae
Product: ribosomal protein S13
Biological process (GO): translation
Cellular component (GO): cytosolic small ribosomal subunit; nucleolus; ribosome
Molecular function (GO): small ribosomal subunit rRNA binding; structural constituent of ribosome
Source: RefSeq, a predicted model, not a curated record
AACAUUGAAGCUCGUAGCAAUUUGAGGGUUGUUCUUUUAACGUAGCUCCAUUUGUCGGGAAUAGCGUGUUUUCAAUUUUUCAUUUAAAAAUGGGUCGAAUGCACGCACCUGGCAAGGGUAUAGCCCAAUCGGCUUUACCUUAUAGACGAAGCGUACCUACCUGGUUGAAAGUUACACCAGAAGAAGUAAAAGAGCAUAUAUUCAAACUUGGCAAAAAAGGAUUGACUCCAUCACAGAUUGGUGUAAUUCUUAGGGAUUCUUAUGGAGUCGCCCAAGUGAGAUUUGUUUCUGGAAACAAAAUCUUGCGCCUCAUGAAAGCUAUGGGUUUGGCCCCCGAUCUGCCCGAAGAUUUAUAUUACCUGAUCAAGAAAGCAGUGGCUAUACGUAAGCAUUUGGAAAGGAACAGAAAGGACAAGGACAGCAAGUUCCGCUUGAUUUUGGUUGAAUCACGUAUCCACCGAUUGGCAAGAUACUACAAGACCAAGAGCGUGCUAGCACCAAACUGGAAAUACGAAUCCAGCACAGCAUCAGCUUUGGUUGCUUAAGCUAGAAAUAAUUUGUUAUAAAUAAUAAAAAAAAAAACAUUUACA